Molecule: messenger RNA, 3546 nt
Organism: Podospora anserina S mat+
Lineage: Eukaryota; Fungi; Ascomycota; Sordariomycetes; Sordariales; Podosporaceae
Exons: 3
Biological process (GO): L-citrulline biosynthetic process; 'de novo' pyrimidine nucleobase biosynthetic process; UTP biosynthetic process
Cellular component (GO): cytosol; cytoplasm
Molecular function (GO): metal ion binding; dihydroorotase activity; amino acid binding
Source: RefSeq, a predicted model, not a curated record
GGCAAUCCAGAGACCGUAAGCACUGAUUUUGACGAAGCCGACAGGCUUUAUUUUGAGGCCACCACUAUGGAGACUGUGCUCGACGUCUAUGAAGUUGAAAACUCCCAGGGCGUUCUAGGCGCCAUGGGUGGCCAAGGGCCCAACAACAUUGCCCUGCCCCUGUUCAGAGCUGGCGUCAAGAUGCUCGGUACCUCGCCUGAGAUGAUUGAUUCUGCCGAGAACCGGUACAAAUUCUCGCGUAUGCUUGACCGCAUUGGUGUCGAUCAGCCUACCUGGAAGGAACUCACGAGCUUCGAGGAGGCCAAGGCCUUCUGCACCAAGGUCACUUACCCAGUGCUGGUCCGCCCCUCGUAUGUUCUUUCCGGGGCUGCCAUGAACACCGUCUACUCUGAGGGUGAUCUCGAGUCCUACUUGAAGCAGGCCACCGCUGUGUCUCCCGAGCACCCUGUGGUCAUCACCAAGUACAUCGAGAACGCAAAGGAGAUCGAGAUGGACGCCGUGGCCAAGAACGGCAAGGUUGUUGGUCACUUUAUUUCUGAGCACGUCGAGAACGCUGGUGUUCACUCCGGAGAUGCCACUCUGGUUCUUCCUCCCCAGGACCUCGAGCCCACUACCAUUCAGCGCAUCGAGGACGCCACCCGCAAGAUUGCUGAUGCUCUCAACAUCACUGGUCCCCUCAAUAUUCAGUUCAUUGCCAAGGACAACGACAUCAAAGUCAUUGAGUGCAACGUUCGCGCGUCUCGCUCCUUCCCCUUCGUCUCCAAGGUCAUGGGAGUGGAUCUUAUUGAGAUGGCCACCAAGGCUAUCAUGGAUGUUCCUUUCGAGGAGUAUCCCAAGAUCGAUCGCACUGUUGACUCGGUUGCUGUCAAGGUCCCUCAGUUCAGUUUCUCGCGCCUGUCUGGUGCUGAUCCUGUGCUGGGUGUCGAGAUGGCCUCCACUGGUGAGGUCGCUUGCUUUGGCUCCGACAAGUAUGAGGCUUACCUGAAGGGUCUCAUGUCCACUGGCUUCAAGAUCCCCAAGAAGAACAUUCUGCUGUCUCUUGGUUCUUACAAUGACAAGCUGGAACUUCUUCCCUCGGUCAAGAAGCUUGAGGAAAUGGGCUACACCCUCUUUGCCACAGCAGGAACCUCCGACUUCCUGGCAUCUCACGGAGUCAAGGCGCAGUACCUUGAGGUCCUUGGCAAGUCUGAACAGGAGGCUCAGAGAAGCGAGUACUCGCUGGUUGACCAUCUGUCCAACAACAAGAUCGACUUGUACAUCAACUUGCCAUCCAGCAACAGAUACAGGCGCCCGGCCAGCUACGUGAGCAAGGGCUACCUCACUCGUCGUCUGGCUGUUGACUACCAAGUUCCUUUGGUUACCAAUGUCAAGAAUGCCAAGAUCCUGAUCGAGGCUAUCGCCAGGCAUUUUGAGCUGGAGGUCGGCAUCACCGAUUAUCAGACCAGCCACCGUACUGUUCAGCUGCCUGGCCUGGUCAACAUCGCCGCCUAUGUGCCCGGUCUGGCUGUUAGGGACAGCGGGGAUCUCCAGAGUGUCACCAAGGCUUCGAUUGCUGCCGGAUUCAGCAUGAUUCGCGUCAUGCCCCUUGGAGAGGGUGAAGGCAACUCGAUCACAGAGGCAAAGUCCCUCAAGAUCGCCCAGCAGAACAGCAAGCGUGGUGGCUAUUGCGACUUCAACUUCUCCGUCACCGCUACCUCUGACAAUGCUGACAAAAUCAGCCUUCUGGCCGGUGAAGUUGGCUCUCUGUUCAUUCCUUUCAACCACAUGUCCGGAAAGAACAUCAGCAAGGUUGCUGCUGUCCAAGCACACUUUGAUGCCUGGCCAACUCACAAGCCCAUCAUCACGGAUGCUCGCACCACCGACUUGGCCUCCAUCUUGCUGCUUGCCAGCCUCCACAACCGCCGCAUUCACGUCACCGCUGUCACCACCAAGGAUGACAUCAGAUUGAUUGCUCUUUGCAAGGCAAAACAGAUGAAUGUCACGUGCGAUGUGUCCAUUUAUUCCCUGUAUCUGUCCCAGGAUGACUAUCCUGACUGCAGCUUCCUGCCCAAUGCCAGGGACCAGGCUGCUUUGUGGCAGCACCUUGCCACCAUCGACGUCUUCUCUAUUGGAAGCCUGCCCUACCAGCUCGCUCAAAAAUUGGGGAAGCCAACUGAUGCCACUGUUGGCAUCGCCGAUGCACUCCCCCUCCUCUUGACUUCGGUUGUCGAGGGCAAGCUCACUAUUGAGGAUAUCAUGACACGUCUCCAUGACAAGCCCAAGGAGAUCUUUGAGCUCCACGACCAGAUUGGCACCACUUUGGAGGUCGAGGUUGGCCGCACCUACACCGUCCCUGAGACCGGCCCCUGGUCUCCCUUCGCUGGGAAGGUUCUGAAGGGCGCUGUUCAGCGUGUGACAUUCCAGGAUCAGGUCGCAUGCCUCGAUGGCGUCGCCGUGGAAGGUCCCCCCAAGGGCAAGGACAUGUCUACUCACGGAGCCAUGCCUGCCAUCGCCACCAUCACCUCUCCUGCCUUGAAGCCACUUAGCCAAGCGUUGUCCCCGUUGCCAGACUCGAGACUCCUUGCGUCUCCUGCCCCUGGCCCCUUCACAAACAAGUUGCAGCAGCUUCUUUCCAUGGAUUCCCCAUUCAGGAAGAAGCAUGUUCUUUCCGUGACAUCCUACAGCAGGCAGGACCUGCACCAUCUCUUCGACGUUGCUGAGGAGAUUCGCAACCGCGUCGACCGCCAGGGUGUCCUUGACAUUCUUCGCGGACGCCUGCUCGCCACCCUCUUCUACGAGCCGUCUACUCGCACCUCUGCCUCUUUCGAUGCCGCCAUGCAGCGUCUUGGCGGCCGCACCAUUGCCAUUACCACCUCGACUUCGUCGGUUCAGAAGGGUGAAACUCUCCAUGACACGUUGAGGACGCUUGCCUGCUACGCAGACGCUGUCGUUCUCCGCCAUCCUGAUGAGAAUUGCCUUGAGGUUGCCCCGAUCAUCCCUGUUCCCAUCAUCAACGGCGGUAACGGAAGCAAGGAGCACCCCACUCAAGCCUUCCUUGAUCUCUUCACCAUCCGCGAGGAAUUUGGCUCCAUGAAAGACUUGACCAUCACCUUUGUUGGUGAUCUCUUGCACGGAAGACCCGUCCACUCCCUUGUGUACCUCCUCAAGCACUACCGCGCCAACAACGUCAAGGUCAAUCUGGUUUCCCCCAAGUCUCUGGCCUUGCCGAAGGAUAUCUAUAGGGACCUCAAGGAAGCUGGCCAGAUUCUCUUUGAGAGUGAGAGCCUUACUCCCCAGAUCUUGGAGUCCACCGACGUGCUGUACGUCACCCGCGUGCAAAAGGAGCGCUUCGAGGAUCUCGCCGAGUACGACAGAGUCAAGAACUCUUACCGCAUCGACCAGAGCACUCUCCGUAACACAAAGCCCAGCAUGCGCGUGAUGCAUCCUCUUCCCAGAAAUGAGGAGGUUGCUGAGGAGGUGGACUUUGACCAGAGAGCCGCGUACUUCAGACAGAUGAAGCACGGUCUCCACUGCCGCAUGGCUUUGCUCGCUCUUAUUCUUUCUUAG